UCAGCUGGCUGAGCAGAGCAUGGUGGCGAAGCAGAGCAGCAGGACAGGGUGUUGCUGCUGGGCUUUGGCCAGGACAGUCAGAGGAGCCAGAGAGUUUGGACCAUACAUCUGACUCCUCAAAGUGUAGAUAUGUUCGAUAACUCUAACUACCCCUUCAACUGUUUUAACUACGAUGGAGACGGAUACCCUUCCUCUAGCACUGACGAAGAGAAGAAAAUGUGUAGACCCGCGUACAGCUACAUCGCUCUGAUAGCCAUGGCCAUCCAGCAGAGCCCUGAGCAGCGGGUCACUCUGUCGGGCAUCUAUGAGUUCAUCAUGAAGAGGUUUCCGUACUACCGCUCAAACCAGAGAGCCUGGCAGAACUCCAUCAGACACAACCUGUCUCUCAACAGCUGCUUCAUCAAGGUUCCUCGGACAGAGGGCAAUGAGAAGGGAAAGGGAAACUACUGGACUUUUGCCACCGGCUGUGAAUCCAUGCUGGACCUGUUUGAAAAUGGAAACUUUCGGCGUCGCCGGCGCAGGAGGAACAUGAAAAUUGGCCUCCGUGAUUCAGGAGAAACCCCUUUCCACCCUUUGGAGAGCCACAGCAAUCAGGACGUACCUGCAGCUCGGCACCCCGAACCCGACUCCACCCUCUGCCCUUUGAACCCUGAAAGGCCGAGGCCGGGUCCACAGCAAAACCAUCUCAUCCCAAACCCCACCCAGCAAGGGAAACCAGAGUCAGAGAUCAAGUUUAGCAUUGACUACAUCCUUUCCACUCCGGAUCCGCCUCUGUCUGGGUUCAGAUCCUCCCACGGCCCCGUGCACAUAGGGCCUGCAGGGCCACCUAUACAUGUGCUGGAGCCGCAACACCUCAACCUGCACUUCUGGACUCUGUGAGCAAAAAAGAGCAAGGGAAAACUUAUUCCUUCACUAGCAUUUGUGUCCAAAACUGGGAAAUAUGAGGACAUCCAAAGACAAGAGAAAUUCCACAAGAGGAAUUUUACUGACUUGAAAAUGUAAACCAGGAACAAAAUAAAGAGGUACAGUAUUGUGUGAUGGAUUCCAGAUGGAAAAAGUCACUUAAAGAAAGCAACGUGCUGUCGAAGAUAAAAUGUGAACAAUACAGUGAUGUGUUCAUAUUGUCAUUAUACUGUUUGUGCAGUGUCUAGUGCUGACAUAGACUAGGUUUACAGUAUUCUAUAUAUGUAUAUACACAGGAGUAUGAUGUGUUUAAAAAUGUUUUAAAAAGUACAACAAACUCCAUUUAUUGGAUUCAUUGAAUUAUCUUCAGAUCAGAAGGUUCACAUGUUUUUUCUUCAUAAAAGAAGAAUUUAUUGAAAAUUUCAGGGUUUUCCUUUUGUCAC
Seriola aureovittata is the source of this 1346-nucleotide messenger RNA. RefSeq names its product forkhead box L3 (gene foxl3). Gene Ontology annotation, molecular function: DNA-binding transcription factor activity, RNA polymerase II-specific; RNA polymerase II cis-regulatory region sequence-specific DNA binding. Lineage: Eukaryota; Metazoa; Chordata; Actinopteri; Carangiformes; Carangidae. Gene Ontology annotation, biological process: anatomical structure morphogenesis; cell differentiation; regulation of transcription by RNA polymerase II. The transcript is spliced from 3 exons. The record is from RefSeq and is a predicted model, not a curated record. The coding region runs from base 130 to 879 and encodes 249 amino acids.